Messenger RNA from Cajanus cajan (pigeon pea), 378 nucleotides. The record is from RefSeq and is a predicted model, not a curated record. NCBI's taxonomy places the organism in Eukaryota, Viridiplantae, Streptophyta, Magnoliopsida, Fabales, Fabaceae.
AUGGCCAUCACGGAGUUUCCAGCCUUAGUAGAGAAGGCGAAGGUGGUUGAGCGGUUGGAAGGUGGUAAUCGCGGGGUGAAACCUGCUGAGGGGCCAUCUGGGUCCAAGAAAGGAGGGAACCAAAGGAAGUCGUAUGAUAGGCCCCAACCACAACAGGGGGGUCCUGUCAUCAGGCAACCUUCUGGUGCGGCAGGUGGAGGGAGACAGGGUGGAGGUGCCACUCUGAGGUGUUACAGGUGUGUUGGUCCCCACUUUGUCAGGGAUUGCCUGCACACUAAGAGUCGUUGUGUCAGAUGCCACCAGAUGGGCCAUGAGUUAGACAACUGUCCUACUAGAGAUGUAUCAGGGAGGAGUGAUGUACAGAGAGGUGGUGCCUAG